CUGUCACAUAUCGAGGGACUUGUCAGUUUCGAAUUAAAAACAGGUGACCCUGAUAAAAUCGUUAGAGCUAUGACAUCGGACGGUGAUCUUCUCAAGAAAGUAGAGGAGCGCUUCGUCACUUGUGAUGAUAUUAAUGCAAUGUCCGCCCGUUUACUCAAAGCAGAGAUGUCUAACAACAAGGAAAAGGCGGCUCAGUUAAAAACAAAGUUAGAAAAACUUCGAGAAGCUCAGCGAAGAAAUGUGAAAGUUCGUCUAACUACAACAGUGCGUGGUUCGCCUUUAGCAGCUUCUUCUUCUCAUGGUAUUGUCCAUCUCACGGCGACUGAUAGAAUGGGUCGCGAAAUUCCCCUUCAUACCCACGGGUACGACGCAGUACCUCCAAUUACAAAAACUAAGCAUGGGAGAAUGAAAUCACACGAUGAAAAUGGGAAUCGUAUUCGGUACUUCGAAGAUGCCAGUGAACACGCUAACAUUAAUGAAUUAGUUCGUCAGGAACGAUUGGAGUCAGGACAUUCGUCUAACAUGCAAUUUAUCUCCCUUGCUGGAAAGUGUAAGCAUCGCGUAGACGACGAAUAUGACGACGUAUUUGCGGUGAAUGCAGGCAAGUCUCACAACCUUGCAUGCAAGCGCAGAAAGUCGGAUGCUAUAGCAGACUAUAAAAGGAGGGAAUAUGCAGAGUCUAAGUGUGCUUCUUGUAUAAAUCACACACCGCAGUACCUCGUAAUGAGUGUCGGACAGCGCAUGUUCUUAUCGCUACCUGAGCACGCUAGUAUGACCUGUGGCCAUUGCUUGCUGUCACCGCUGGAACAUAUCGGUGCAAUGACGCGGGUUGAUGAGAUCGCUGUGGAAGAGGCCCGCGCAUUUAAAAAUGACUUGUGUCAAAUGGCCGCUUCGUGGUGGGGUCGUGGCUCAUCCUACGUCUUUCUCGAAGUAGCAAGCCAUCCGAAUUCACACAAACAUCAUGUCCAAAUUGAAUGUAUUCCCGUCGACCGAGACGCUAUGGAUGAGCUGCCAUCUUAUUUUAAGGUAAAAACGCCACCAAAGCCACGACGCGGUGGACUAGGCGGUCCGGUGUUUUCUUACUUGUACGGUGGAGGCCCCCUUAUGAAAGCUCUGCUCGAUCUUGGGUCCGAAUGGGACCAAAACACUAAGAUCGUCAGUCUCAGGAAACCUGGAAUUGGUGCGAGAGAUGCCAUUCCUCCCAACUUCAGCUACUUCGCCGUCGAAUUCGGAAAUGAAGGAGGCGGCUUCGCCAAAGUAAUAGAGGACUGGCGUAGUUUCCCUCUCAGCUUCGGUCGGGAGGUGAUUGCCGGUGUUCUGGGAAAAACAACGGAUAAAUGGAGGAAACCGAAGGACGAUUCUCUCAGUGACCUCAGGAAGAAGGCAGUCGAGUUCGAGGAGCACUGGGGAGCCCUUCGACACACGAUCGAUGCGCAAAAGGUGGCAGCCCCUCUCACCACAGAGAAGGAGCCGGAAGGCCCUGAACUGCCUCCAUCAAUGAUGUUUUAA
Molecule: messenger RNA, 1509 nt
Organism: Mesocestoides corti
Lineage: Eukaryota; Metazoa; Platyhelminthes; Cestoda; Cyclophyllidea; Mesocestoididae
Source: the annotation of a GenBank genome assembly